This is a messenger RNA of Lactuca sativa (garden lettuce), 1422 nucleotides long. RefSeq lists its product as uncharacterized. NCBI's taxonomy places the organism in Eukaryota, Viridiplantae, Streptophyta, Magnoliopsida, Asterales, Asteraceae. The record is from RefSeq and is a predicted model, not a curated record.
AUGAGCGAUAAUUCAAGAAAAUAUGGGAGCACCACAAGAUUGCUAGGAGGCACUGAGCUAAACUGGUGCAAGGUAGCGGCUAGUGGCACCGGGAUAACCACACUGGCACUUCAAGUCUCAAAACAACCAAAUAUCACUAUUCUGAAAAAAUCCCUUCACAAAAUCCAGAAUGACCAUCCUAUCCUCAAUUCCAUGCUAUACAAAAACACCUCCACUGGCUCAACGUCUUUCAUCAUCAACCCUCCUAUCCCUCACCUCCGCCUAAAUAUCAUCAACCUCUGCACCACCUCCGAGCUCCUCCAGACCCUCAUGAGCUCUGGCUCCAACGCUUCCCUGUCUCCUUUACAACUGAUUCUCGAGCAUGAGCUCAACAUCAAUGAAUGGUCCAGUAUUGCUACUCGUUCAAUGUGCAUGGGAGGCUUCUACUUAUGGUUUGUUAACUUGUACACAUUGCCAGACCAGAAAUGGAUUCUUGUGUUGCGGUUGCACACCUCAGUGUGUGAUCGGACCACAGCAGUUUCAUUGCUCAAGGAGUUGAGUGAGGGGGUGGGGGAGAGGGAGGGAGGAGUGUAUAAAGACGAGGGUAAUAUGGGAAUAGAGGAAUUAAUUCCAAGUGGCAAGGCAAAGAAGACGAUGUGGGCACAUGGGAAGGAUAUGUUGACAUACUCAGUCAACUCAUUCCGGCUUUCAAAUUUGAAGUUUAAAGAUGUGAAAGGGCCUCUACAUUCAGAAGUAGUGAGAUUGAAAAUGAGCACAGAAGAAACUCGGAUGAUAUUAGCUGGUUGCAAGUCAAGAGGUAUCAAAUUAUGUGGAGUAUUAGCUGCGGUGACACUACUUUCCGUCUAUUCCUCCAAACGCCGCCCUAAUAACAACAGCAGGAAAAAAUAUGGUGUGAUUUAUUUAAAUGAUUGUCGCUCAUAUCUCCAACCACCACUAUUGCGCCAUAAUUUAGGAUUUUACCAUUCUGCUAUCAGCACGAUUCAAGAAGUUAAACGAGGGGAAAACCUUUGGGACUUGGCAACAAGAAGCUACACCUCAUUCGCAAGCUUAAAGAACAACAACAAACAUUUCACAGAUAUGGCUGACUUGAACUUCCUCAUGUCCAAGGCUGUAGACAACCCUAGUUUGACACCGAAGUCAUCCUUGAGAACUGCAUUGCUAACGGUGUUUGAAGAUACUGUUAUUGAGACGACUACUGAAAUGAGACAAGAUCUUUUCCUAGAAGACUAUGUUGGCUGUGCUUCGGUUCAUGGAGUAGGCCCAUCCAUCGCUAUUUUUGAUACAGUAGUAGAUGGACAAUUGGACUGUGUUUUUGUUUAUCCUUCACCACUUCAUUCUAGGGAGCAGAUGCAAGAACUGAUUGCUAAUAUCAAAAUUAGUCUUGUUGACGGUAUUAAAAUGGAGGAAACCCUUGAAAUCUAG